AUGGCCCCCGCAGCGACGUCGGGCGGCAGCAGCCUGCCCAGUGGCUUCUCGGUCUUCAUCACCUUCCCCGACUUGCUCUUCGUCUUUGAGUUUGUCUUCGGGGGCCUGGUGUGGAUCCUGGUUGCCUCCUCCCUGGUGCCCCUUGCCCUUGUGCAGGGCUGGGUGAUGUUCGUGUCUGUGUUCUGCUUCGUGGCCACCACCACCCUGCUCAUCCUGUACAUAAUUGGCGCCCACGGCGGCGAGAGUUCCUGGGUCACUCUGGACGCAGCGUACCAAUGCACCGCCGCCCUGUUUUACCUCAGCGCCUCGGUCCUGGAAGCCCUGGCCACCAUCUCCAUGCGGGACGGCUUCACCUACAAGCACUACCACGAAAACAUCGCGGCCGUGGUGUUCUCCUACGUGGCCACUCUGCUCUACGUGGUCCAUGCUGUGUUUUCUCUGAUCCGAUGGAAGGCGUCGUAG
This is a messenger RNA of Lepus europaeus (European hare), 462 nucleotides long. RefSeq names its product mal, T cell differentiation protein (gene MAL). Gene Ontology annotation, cellular component: membrane. The coding region runs from base 1 to 462 and encodes 153 amino acids. Gene Ontology annotation, molecular function: structural constituent of myelin sheath. NCBI's taxonomy places the organism in Eukaryota, Metazoa, Chordata, Mammalia, Lagomorpha, Leporidae. Gene Ontology annotation, biological process: myelination. The record is from RefSeq and is a predicted model, not a curated record. The transcript has 4 exons.